AUGACAGCAAUCUCCAACCCCAGUACAGACAGCAACAGCAACAGCAACAGCACAGUGCUUCCCAACUCCAAUGGCACCGCACAUCUGAACCAACCACCUCAACAACCACAACCACAACCACAUCUCCAAUCCGAGAACUCGAUACGAGACACACCCCAAAACCAAGAACUAAACCAGCAACCCCUCUCCACCGUAAUCGCAUCCCUCCAUACCCGCAUCCACUCCUUCCUCUCCGAAUCCCAUCCCCCCGACUCCCUCCUCACCGCGGUCCAGCGCCAAACCCGCACCUCUCUCGACGUCUUCGCAACAGCUCUCUCCCGUUACCCCCUUUCGCAACUCUCCCUCUCAUAUAACGGCGGGAAAGAUUGUCUCGUGCUCCUAGUUCUCUUUCUCGCGAGUCUGCAUCCGCAUCCGCCUCCUGAAGAAGACGGGCUUGUCUCGAUCCCCGCUAUCUAUGCACUACCGCCGGAUCCUUUCCCGGAUGUGGAGGAGUUUGUGAAGUCUUCGGCGAGGGAAUAUCAUCUUUCGAUUAUCAAAUACACGACUGAUCCGCCGCGGACGACGCUGAGGUCGAGUUUUGAGGAUUAUUUGGCGUUGAAUCCGGCUGUUAAGGCGAUUUUUGUUGGGACUCGUCGUACGGACCCUCAUGGCGCCAAGUUGACGCAUUUCGAUCGUACGGAUAGAGGAUGGCCCGACUUCGUCCGCAUUCAUCCCGUUAUCGAUUGGCACUACGCUGAGAUCUGGUCUUUUAUCCGUCAUCUUGGUUUCGAGUACUGUUCUCUCUAUGAUCAGGGCUACACCAGUCUCGGUGGUACCACAGACACCUACCCCAAUCCUAGAUUAUGUAUCGACAGUCCGGAAGGGGCCACACGCUUCCGGCCUGCCUACGAAUUAACUGAGGACUUGGAGGAACGGUUGGGCCGCAAUUGA
Molecule: messenger RNA, 930 nt
Organism: Aspergillus chevalieri
Lineage: Eukaryota; Fungi; Ascomycota; Eurotiomycetes; Eurotiales; Aspergillaceae
Product: FAD synthase
Exons: 1
Coding region: 1-930 (309 amino acids)
Biological process (GO): FAD biosynthetic process
Molecular function (GO): FMN adenylyltransferase activity
Source: RefSeq, a predicted model, not a curated record